Dromiciops gliroides (monito del monte) is the source of this 1196-nucleotide messenger RNA. It is a transcript of the gene NRSN2, whose product is annotated as neurensin 2. Gene Ontology annotation, cellular component: neuron projection; transport vesicle; neuronal cell body. The record is from RefSeq and is a predicted model, not a curated record. The transcript is spliced from 5 exons. Bases 147 to 1028 code for a protein of 293 amino acids. Gene Ontology annotation, biological process: nervous system development. Lineage: Eukaryota; Metazoa; Chordata; Mammalia; Microbiotheria; Microbiotheriidae.
CCCAGGACUAACCCCAGAGCCAGCUCUUUUGGCCCGGGGGUUGUCUUUCCUCUCCCGUCAGGCCGUGCCAGGCAGUCGGGGGACCCCAGGGAGGCAGACGGUGCUCUGAGGUCGAGUAUGGCAGUACCCCUGGCCUAGACAGAAAAAUGAUGCCUGCUCGAGAAAGGCCAUGUGCCUGCGGCCGUGGUCCCCACGAGGACCAUGGGAAAUGGAAUGGGGUUCGUUCCUACCUGCACCUCUUCUAUGAGGACUGCGGAGGUGCAGCCCACCCUGAGGAGGUGGAGGACCCCACUCCAAAUAACCAGGACACUUGUGACUGGUCCUCCUCCUUCUGGAAGGGAAUUGUGUCCUUGUCACUCCUCUUGCUGCUUCUGGGAGCUGCUGCCCUGACCACGGGCUAUGCUGUGCCACCUAAGUUGGAGGGCAUCGGAGCGGGAGAGUUUCUGGUUCUGGACCAGCGAGCAGCUCAGUACAACAAGGCUCUAGGCACUUGCCGCCUAGCUGGCAGUGCUCUCUGUGCUGUUGCUGCGAUUCUGCUGAGUACUUGCAUGCUCUUGGUCCUGUUGACCCGACUCAAGCCAGAACCCAAGGCAGAGCCUGUGGACAGGGAGGAUGAAGAAGCGCAGCAGCUGGCACCCAUCCUAUGCCAGAGGCCCCAGAGCUGCCUGGAACCUGGAUCUCAUGAACUCACUCUGCCACUGAAGAACUGUGUGAUCUUGGAGGAGGAAACCGAGGACCAAGCUGAGGAAGAGACUUUCCUAUCUCAAAGAGAGUCGGUGGCAGAAGUGGAAAACAGACCCAGGUCACCCGAUUCCCACUCCAGUGCUAUUUCCAACGAACUAGCUCCCAGGGGUGGGGAGCUGGGCUUUCUGGAUGGAGACAUGAGUGUAUCCCUGGAAGAAAUCGAUGUGUCCAUGCUCUGCCCCCCCAAGCCAGUUUCUCAAGUAUCCCCAUCCUGGGUUCAACAGCAAGAGGUAUCCUUUCUCCCAUCACCACCAGGGGGCAACCUGUGCCCAGGACUGGCAUAGGGAGGGAGUUGGAGUUCAUCCUGCUUAUCUGAAAAACCACCUGGCUACCAGAGUCUCAGCUCCACUGGUGUAUAGGGUCACUGGCCUAACCCCACUUUUGCCUGACCCCCAAGCCCUCUCUGUUUCCUGCUUCCCCUGUCUUCUCCCUCAAUAAAAAGUCAGGAUGGA